UAAACUUAUAAAAGCUCGACAGAACAAUCUCAUCAUUCUUUACUGUACUAGUAGUAUAUCAGAACCCCCAAAAGUUACACGCUCCAAAUUCCAAAAGAUGAAAUUGUUCCGAAGCAAAGACACCACCAAUUCCUCGCAAUCGCCGUCGUCUCCGUUACCAGCAUCAUCAUCAUCGGUGGCGGCGAUGUCGAUCACCGGGCCUGCGCGGCCCAUAAGAUUCGUGUACUGCGAUGACGAAGGCAAGUUCAUGAUCGAUCCAGAAGCCUUGGCUGUUCUUCAGCUUGUCAAGGAACCCAUUGGUGUCGUCGCCGUUUGCGGCCGCGCUCGCCAGGGCAAGAGCUUCAUCCUUAAUCAGCUUCUUGGGAGGAGCAGUGGAUUUGAAGUUGCAUCGACUCAUCGGCCAUGUACAAAAGGGCUUUGGUUGUGGAGUGCACCCUUAAAGAAGAUUGCUCUUGAUGGAACAGAAUACAAUCUAAUCCUAUUGGAUAGUGAAGGAAUUGAUGCUUACGAUCAGACAGGGACAUACAGCACACAAAUAUUUUCCUUGGCUGUUCUCUUAUCCAGCUUGUUCAUCUACAACCAGAUGGGUGGAAUUGAUGAGGCUGCAUUAGAUCAACUUUCACUUGUGACCGAAAUGACUAAACAUAUACGUGUCAGGGCCUCUGGAGGAAGGACAACAGUUUCUGAACUUGGACAAUUUUCACCAAUCUUUGUUUGGCUUUUGAGGGACUUCUAUCUGGAUUUGGUUGAAGAUAAUAAAAAAAUAACACCCCGUGAUUAUUUGGAGCUUGCCUUGAGGCCAGUUCAAGCUAGUGGGAAGGAUAUAGCUGCAAAAAAUGAGAUCCGGGAAUCAAUUCGUGCUCUUUUCCCUGACCGUGAAUGCUUCACCCUUGUUCGGCCACUGAACAGUGAGAGUGAACUUCAACAGCUUGAUCAAACACCAUUACACAAGUUUAGACCAGAAUUUAGAUCUGGUCUGGAUGCAUUAACAAGAUUUGCAUUCGAGAGAACUAGGCCCAAGCAAGUUGGGGCAACAAUAUUGAAUGGACCUGUGCUUGCUGGUUUAACCCAAUCAUUUCUAGAUGCAUUAAAUAAUGGCGCUGUUCCUACAAUAAGUUCCUCUUGGCAGAGUGUUGAAGAAACCGAGUGCAGAACUGCAUACAACAGAGCUGCUGAAGUAUAUAUUUCUUCCUUUGACAAGUCCAAGCCACCCGAGGCAGCAGCACUUAGAGAGGCCCAUGAAGAAGCAGUACAAACUGCUUUGAGCUUUUUUAAUUCACAUGCUGUAGGAGCUGGUUCAGCGAGGCAGAAGUAUGAGAUGCUUCUACAAAAUUGCUUCAGGAAGGAAUUUGAGGAAUAUGAGAAAAAUACAUACAUGGAAGCGGAUCUACAAUGUUCUAUUGCAAUUAAGAAUAUGGAAAAGCAACUAAGAACAGCUUGUCAUGCUCCUGAUGCAAAAUUUGUUCAAGUUCUCAAGGUGCUUGAUGAUCUUUUAUCCGAGUAUGAUGCAUCAUGUCAUGGCCCCGGGAAAGAAAAAAGGAAGGCUAAUUUCCUACAGAAAAGUUUUGAAGGUCCAAUAUCUGGCGUCGCUAAAAAGCAACUUGAUCAAAUUGGACUGGAGCAAAGUGCCCUUAUAUUGAAGUGUCAGUCACUUGAAGAUAAUAUGGCUUUGCUCACCAAGAAGUUAGAAGCCAGUGAGAAGCAAAAGUCUGAGUAUUUAAAGCGCUAUGAUGAUGCUAUAAGUGACAAGAGGAAAAUUGCUAAUGAUUAUACAAAUCAAGUUACUAACUUACAAAGUAAAUGUAGCUCUGUGGAUGAGAGAUGUUCCAGCUUAUUAAAAACGUUGGAUUCAGUCAGAAAGGAAUCUUUUGAAUGGAAAAGGAGAUAUGAAGAUUUCUUAUUGCAGCAGAAAUCUGAAGAAGAUGAAGCUUCUGCAGAAAUAGCUGUUCUCAAGUCUAGGAGCAGUGCUGCUGAAGCAAGUCUGGCUGCUCUUCGAGAAAAAGCUCAGUCUGCAAAAGAGGAAGCGGAGGAGUGGAAACGAAAGUAUGAUGUUGCUGCUAGGGAAGCAAAAUUUACCCUUGGAAAGGCAGCUUCUGUGCAAGAAUGUACGACUAAGAACAUCCAAUUAAGGGAAGAUAUUCUAAGAGCUGAAUUUGUUAAGACUUUGACUGAAAAGGAAGAGGAGCUCAAGGACAGAGUGGCAAAGAUGGAUGAGGUUGAGCAACAGUUGACAACUUUAAAGCUAGGGUUGAAGGCUGCUGAGUCCAAGGUUACUAGUUAUGACACAGAAGUAGCGAAUUUAAAAUUCGAUGUUAAGGUGCUGGAGGAGAAGUUGGAAGCUUCCAAUGGGAGAGCACAAUCAUAUGAGAGACAGUCUAAGAUUCUUGAGCAGGAAAAAGUUCACUUGGAGGAUAAGUAUCGAUCUGAAUUCAUGAUGUUUGAUGAGCUACAAGAGAGAUGUAGAGCUGCUGAAAAAGAAUCCAGGAGAGCUGUUGAGAUAGCUGACAAAGCACGAGCAGAAGCAGAAACUGCUCUGAAGGAAAAAUGUGAUAUCCAGCGACUAUCCAUGGAAAGAUGGGCCCAUAUUGAGAAGGCAGAAAGGCAGAUUGAGAAUUUGGAAAGGCAGAGAAAGGACCUUGUUGAUGAACUUAUGAGAAUCCGUGAAUCAGAGAUGGAUGCAAGAUCGAAAGUGACAUUACUAGAGGGUAGAGUUGAAGAGCGAGAGAAGGAGAUAGAAUCUCGAAUGAAAUUAAACAAUGUUGAAAGAUCUAGCACAGUUCAAGUCCUGAAUGAUUUACUUGAGACUGAACGUAAUGCUCGAGCAGAAGCCAAUCGCAGGGCUGAAGCUCUCUCUGUUCAGCUGCAGACCACCCAAGGUAAGCUUGAUCUAGUCCAACAAGAGCUCGCUUCAGUUUGUAUGAAUGAAUCAGCCUUGGAAGCGAAGCUCAAGGCUACUACUUCUAAUGGAAAACACUCGAGGAUGGAGGCUGUUCAAAUGAGGGUUGAUUCUGCUGAGGAUGACAGACUUAUUACUCGAGUCAAGAAGAAGCUUAAGAGCAUUGGAAGCCCUUUUCGGCAAACAGUGUCACCAGAAGAUGGCAGUGUGGCUUUUAGGAGUGGAGAAGAUGGUGAUCAAUUGAACUCAGAAGAUUAUACCAAGUUUACCGUUCAGAAACUUAAGCAAGAACUUGUGAAACACAAUUUUGGUGGUGAGCUGCUGAAGCUAGCAAAUCCUAGCAGGAAGCAAGUCCUUACUUUAUAUGAACAUUGUGUUCUUCAAAAGGGUUGAUCAUUUAAUGCUCACGGACAAGUAGUUGUGGUAGCAUCUGAUUUUAGUGUUAAGACUUUCAAAUGGACCCUCAGCUUUAGCACACCAACCUGCAAUCUCAUUGGUAUGUUUUUCGUCUUGUUGACAUGAAGUUGGGUGGUCUACUGACUCUGGGUGUUUCUCUCCUGUAGUCCUGUGCAUACAUAAUAUUUUCUUGAAUCUUCAAGGAUCUUGGUGUGAAUAUAAGUUUUAUAGGUCUAUAUUUUAAAGAAUUAUAUGCAACACUUUUCUAGUUCGAUUGAUAUUGGCAAAGGUCCAAUGCUGUUAUAGAUUAGGACCUUUUACUGAUGAUUGUGGCAUAGUGAGUUUGAAAAUAUCUUCUUCUGUAUGUUAGUUUUGUACAUGUUUUUGCGAGGGUGUCAAUCUUUAGAAGUUGUGAUUUUAUAUUGCAUACUUGUAUGUGAUUGAGAUAAGAGGGAGCAAGAAAAUUUAUGUGAUUCAA
Molecule: messenger RNA, 3770 nt
Organism: Beta vulgaris subsp. vulgaris (sugar beet)
Lineage: Eukaryota; Viridiplantae; Streptophyta; Magnoliopsida; Caryophyllales; Amaranthaceae
Exons: 14
Coding region: 98-3289 (1063 amino acids)
Molecular function (GO): GTPase activity; GTP binding
Source: RefSeq, a predicted model, not a curated record